ACUGAAGGCACAUUUUGCUUUUUGGCCUCUGCAUCUGCAUCUGCUCCCUGUUUCUCUUUAUUCUUUUUUUGUUUUUCAAUUCCGUUCAACUUUAUCAUUUUCGCACUCUUCUCUAUUUUUUCUAUUUUCCCUCUCUAUUUCAUCGUCCGCCUGACCUUUACCAUCCUUCUCUUUCUCUCAUUUUCCGCAUCCUCUUUUGUCUCGCUGGGCGCCUCAAUUCUCUGUUUACCUUUUUUAAUCUCCAAGCCUACUAUUGGACCGUUUACCAGCCCAUUUUGUCGUGCAAAAUAAAGUCCUUUGUUUACUUUCCACGCCACACAGUUGCACUUUUUUAUUCUUUCUUUUCUUUUGCCUUGCCAGGCACAUUAACAGGCUUAACUGAGCUUCUGCACUGGCACAGCUCAGCCCGGCCCAACACCAAACCACUGCUGUGACUGCAACCACGCCCACACAUUGCAUUUUCCGAAGAGCCCCGCUCUCCCCUCAGCUAAUAAUGAAAGUAUUGACACUGGUCGGUCUCGCGUCUCUGCUUGUAAGCCAUGCGCUGGCAGCAUGCUCGGGCAUGAAUGUUGCCGACAGUGGCACAUGCCCAACAAUGCAGUGCCAAGCUAUCAACAACAACUUUAGCAACCCCACAGUGCUCGCCUCGGCAGAGAGCUACAGUGCUACACCAAACUCGAAUGCUACUUUUGUUUCUGAGCAAACACCUGACUUUGCUGCAGUUGACCGCGAGAACCUGGUUCUGUCGCUAAGAAGGUCCGCCAGCGCCAACACCGCCAGUUACGUUGGCUCGACUGUUUACUUUACAAGAUGGAUACACUAUGGAGUUAUCACCGCCAUGAUCAAGUCUGGCUCUACAACCGCCGGCGUGGUCUCAUCAUUCCAACUCCAAGACGACUCUGGCUCGAGCAUUGAUUUUGACUGGGUAGGAAUCUCGACUAACCGUGUGCAGGCAAACUAUUACACCAACAGCCAGGUCCAGCUGUCUGGGGCUGUCGCGCCCAUUCUGGCAGCCAACCCGAUAAACACGUUUGUCGAGUACAAGAUUGUAUGGCUGCCCGACUCGCUGACAUGGUAUGCCAAUGGUUUCGCUGUGCGCUCAGUCAAGCGCAAGGACACCUGGGCCGAAGGUGAGCAAAAAUACAACUAUCCAAGCAAGCCAGCGCGCCUGUCGUUUUCUAUAUGGGACGCCAGCAAGUCUAUCAACCCAAGCAUGACCCAGAGCUGGGCCGGAACCAUUCAAUCUACCAGCCCCCAAUUCGACAUGGUCAUCAAGUCUGUUACGGUCAACUGUUACAACAAUGGAACUGGAUUGACCAAUACCCCUCACAACUCAAACGCAUUGGCCUCGGGCUCGGUCGCCUUGUCUAACCAGCAGCAGGGUGCGUCGCUGGUGGCAUCGUCCAAAACUGUUUCAGCCAACAAUGGUCUUGCCAACUUUGGUCAGUCGUCUGAAGAGGACGAUGAUAGGGACAGCUUGGAGGACGAACACUCAUCCUUGUUGACAAAGUCAGCAGCCCCUGCCGAUGACCUAUCAAAGUGGCUGGCCGGGCUUAACGCGUCGACCACAUCCGCAUCGUGGCGGGUUCAGAGCUGCGGCCGCGUCGUCAGCCUGUUAAUUGCGUGCAGCGUAGCCUUUGUCUCCAGCAUUUGAAGCUACAUAGCCUUUAAGCAUUUUAUUUUAUCACUAACCCUCGUAUAUAUCAUUAUCGUGAUACAAACCAUUUCAAAGUUUAUAUACACAAUUAUUAAAAUAUUGCCUAUUGUGGAGGAUGCCCCCUGCAUACAUGCAGUUUGCGUGCGGAACAUCUGGUGAAAACAACACGCAUAAUACGGC
Messenger RNA from Kickxella alabastrina, 1837 nucleotides. RefSeq names its product concanavalin A-like lectin/glucanase domain-containing protein. Gene Ontology annotation, biological process: carbohydrate metabolic process. The record is from RefSeq and is a predicted model, not a curated record. NCBI's taxonomy places the organism in Eukaryota, Fungi, Kickxellomycota, Kickxellomycetes, Kickxellales, Kickxellaceae. Bases 494 to 1654 code for a protein of 386 amino acids. Gene Ontology annotation, molecular function: hydrolase activity, hydrolyzing O-glycosyl compounds. The transcript has 2 exons.